AUGACAGUAAAUAUUGCCGGGGCUCUGUCAAUGGCCAUUUUUUAUCUUUUUAUUCUUGUGGUUGGCAUCUGGGCUGCAAAAAGAGCCCAAAAAGUCGAGAGAACAUAUGUGGGUGAUCGCUCUGAAAUGGUCAUGAUCGCAGGAAGAAAAAUUGGAAUUAUUCUGGGCAUUCUAACAACCACAGCAACGUGGGUUGGUGGUGCCUAUAUAAAUGGCACAGCUGAGAUGGUAUAUCGACCGGAUGCUGGGUUAGUGUGGACUGUAGCCCCUUGGACGAGUUUGCUCUGUUUGUUCAUCGGUGCGUUAUUUUUUGCCAAGAAAAUGAGAAGGCAGAAGUAUGUAACUAUGUUGGAUCCCUUUCAGCAACGCUAUGGCAAUUACGUUGCAAGCCUUGUAUUUAUUCCGGCUAUAAUUGGUGAAGUAUUCUGGUCUGCUGCCAUUCUGGCAGCCCUAGGUACAACUUCCAGUAUCAUACUAGACCUAAAUAAGAAUGCAUCAAUGGUGAUCUCAGCCUGUGUAGCAAUGAUUUACACUUUACUUGGGGGUCUGUACUCUGUGGCAUAUACUGAUGUCGUUCAGUUAGGAUGCAUUUUCUUUGGUUUGUGGCUCUGUGUUCCUUUCACAAUUCAAAAUCAAGCUGUUACAAGCAUCAAACUCACAGCAGUUAAGGAGGUCUAUCAGAAGCCCUGGCUUGGAAAAAUUGAUAAGAUAUUUAUUGGAAGAUGGAUAGAUGAUCUUUUGCUAAUGGUGUUGGGUGGAAUACCAUGGCAAGCCUACUUUCAACGAGUGCUGGCUUCUUCCUCACCUAAAAGUGCUCAAAUAUUAUCAAUAGCAGGAGCAUUCGGUGGUUGUAUUAUGGGCAUUCCUUCAGUCCUAAUUGGCUCCGUUGCAGCUUCUACAGACUGGAAUCAAACUUCUUAUGGUGCCAUAUCACCUUUUGAAAAGGGGGAAGCUGCUAUGAUCCUGCCGAUAGUCCUUCGAUAUUUGUGCCCUCGUUACAUUUCUAUUUUUGGAAUUGGCGCCAUUUCUGCUGCUGUCAUGUCUUCAGCGGACUCCUCUCUUCUUUCAUCCAGCUCCAUGUUCACCCAUAACAUCUAUCGGAAAAUUCUCAGACCAAAGGCCUCAGAGAAGGAAAUCAUGUAUGUGAUGAAAACCACAGUCCUUCUGGUGACAGUACUUGCCACAGUCCUUGCUCUUUUUACCCACACCAUUUAUGGCCUUUAUGCAUUAAGUGCUGACAUUGCGUACGUUAUCCUUUUUCCACAGCUUGUUUGUGUUCUUUAUGUUCCACAUGUGAAUAGGCUUGGAUUUGUCACUGGAGUUCUGGUAGGGGCAUUGCUCAGGAUUACUGGAGGUGAACCCCUUUUUCAUUUUCCACCUGUUAUCCACUAUCCUGGAGGUUAUUUCCAAGAUAGCUAUUAUGUCCAGACUUUCCCUUAUAAAACAUGUGCAAUGCUCUCCUCUCUGAUUACAACUGUAGUCUUGUCACAUAUCAGCAAAAUUAAAUGGCCAGAAAGCUACAUAACUGCAUUUACAUUGACAGGAAGACCAAGUGAGAUGAGAAACACUGAUUUAUUAUAUCAAUAAACUGGAAUAAUAAUACAUACGAUAUACAGCACAAUCACACUGGUGGAGGAAUGACAUGGACUUUGCUUUUCUUACCUGAAUUAUUCACUUGUACUUCUGCAGUGCUCACCAAUUAUAAGACUUUGUUGUAUUUAAAUUAGUAAUAAUGAAUAAAAUAAAUGUUUAGUAAGGCUUCUAACAGGGCACUAUGGCAGAUUUGGGAAAUUUAUUAACUAUGCUUUCAAGCUUCAGACGUAAUGAUUAGGAUACACACAGUGCUGUGAAAUCUUUCAUUUGGGACAAAUAAAACUUCAUUUUUACAGCACGGUAACAGGUUCUUCCAGCCCAGUGAGAUGGCGCUGCCCAAUUACACCCACGUUAACCUACUAACCUGUACGUCUUUGGAACGUGGGAGGAAACCAGAGCACACGGAGAAAACCCAUGCAGUCACAGGGAGAACUCCUUACAGACAGCAGCGGGAAUUGAACCCCAAUCGCAGGCACUAUAAUAGCAUUAUGCUAACUGGUUUGCUACCAUGCCGCCCCCAUUAAUUUAGACAUUUCCAUAUUAUUUUGCUGGCUGGCAUCUUUUAACACAAUACUAAAAAAGUGACCUCAGGGUGACCUUAGAUGAG
Molecule: messenger RNA, 2200 nt
Organism: Pristis pectinata (smalltooth sawfish)
Lineage: Eukaryota; Metazoa; Chordata; Chondrichthyes; Rhinopristiformes; Pristidae
Product: high-affinity choline transporter 1-like
Exons: 8
Coding region: 1-1587 (528 amino acids)
Biological process (GO): choline transport; transmembrane transport; acetylcholine biosynthetic process
Cellular component (GO): plasma membrane
Molecular function (GO): choline:sodium symporter activity
Source: RefSeq, a predicted model, not a curated record